CCUCUGUUGGAUAAGAGGAAGCGUGCUCCGGCCUUGAAAUCUCCAUUUGUUGAUUUCGGGUCUGCUGAUGUCGGGAGCACUCCAAUGGAGCUUAUGUCCUCAGGUUCUCAGUCAGCUGGGGAUGAUAGGGAUUUCAAAAUGGUGACUUAUGUGAAGGGCCUUUAUGCUCUUAAUGAUGCUUUUGCUGAUCCCGUAUCUACCGAGAUUGAGGCAAAAUUUGACUCUUGGAUUGGUGAAGGAUUGCUUAAACAUCCCAGGCAUUAUAAUUGUUAUGAAGACGGCGCAAAGAAAUUUACCCCGGGUUUUAGGCUAGGUGUUGAUUAUGUUGAGGAUAAAACUUGGUUUUACCAUUUGGCCACAUGCGACAUGUUUAUGAACGACUCGCAUAUGAACACCAUAUUCUAUUACCUUCGGAAAAAAGGUAAGUAUUCUUCCGCUGUGACGUUGAAUUUCGCAACCACUGAUUGUCUUUUUGAUGAUUCCAUCCAAGCAUUGUACCACAAAUUUAACAAGGCCAAGUCAAUGAAGACUAAGAUGUCACACAUUCACGCUGCCCACCCAAUUGCGCAUUACAUCCGAGGUAUGCGCAUUCCCCGUUCCAAGCCUUGGUAUGAAGCCGAUCACGAGCUUUUCAUCAUCAAUUUAAGAAGGGAAAGUCAUUGGGUUUUUGGGCGUCUUGACGUGCACGAAAGGACGUUAUUUACGUACAAUUCUUUGAGAACCGCGAAGAUGAAUGCCGCGGCCUAG
Cannabis sativa is the source of this 747-nucleotide messenger RNA. RefSeq lists its product as uncharacterized. The record is from RefSeq and is a predicted model, not a curated record. Lineage: Eukaryota; Viridiplantae; Streptophyta; Magnoliopsida; Rosales; Cannabaceae. Bases 85 to 747 code for a protein of 220 amino acids. Gene Ontology annotation, molecular function: cysteine-type peptidase activity. Gene Ontology annotation, biological process: proteolysis. The transcript has 3 exons.